AUGGCUAAUCGACUCGUCACCGUGACGCUCGCACGUCGCGCCCUCCAUACCACUCCUGCAAUUUGCUCAUCGGCUGGCUUCUUUGUGCGCCCCGUCAACGCACCUACCUCGUCCAACGCUUCCUCCGCGCCACAACCCAGGCCGAUUCGUCCAGUAGCACAGGUACACACACCUGAACACAUUCCUGCCGAACAGGCGCCCAACUUCCCCACAACAUGGUCCGAGUCCCAGAACCCAAGGCAGAACGCCAUGAAGGGUCCACGUUUCGAACAGCUCGACAUGCGCUUCCAGCCCCAACCGCUCGCUGCCAUCGAGAUGAUCCAGAGAGAACCCAUCCGUCUUUCGAGUAAGCGCAUUGCCGCAUGUGACGGCGGUGGAGGCCCGCUCGGUCACCCCAAGGUGUUUAUCAACCUCGAUAAGCCGGGACCUAAGCCCUGCCCGUACUGCGGCAUUCGAUUCGAGCUGGACCACGCGGCCCACCACUAG
This is a messenger RNA of Mycosarcoma maydis (corn smut), 486 nucleotides long. RefSeq lists its product as uncharacterized. The record is from RefSeq and is a predicted model, not a curated record. NCBI's taxonomy places the organism in Eukaryota, Fungi, Basidiomycota, Ustilaginomycetes, Ustilaginales. Gene Ontology annotation, biological process: mitochondrial electron transport, NADH to ubiquinone. Bases 1 to 486 code for a protein of 161 amino acids. The transcript has 2 exons.